AUGUCUUUGGACGACCAUCCUCACGUCGUCGCAGAGCGUGCAGCCCACCAUUCCGUCCGAACGUGGCUUCGAUCUUUGCUUCGCAGGCCGUCGGAUACAAACGCAGAUGCGGGGCCCUCACAAGGCCCUGCUCUUGCUUCGUCAGAUGCCUCCUCCAACAUCGGCACAGAUAUGAUCUCUUUCCAUCACACUAUGGAGGAUGUCGAUCGGCCCCACUUUGCUCCGCCGCCAAGAUCCUUCAGUGGUGGCUCUAGCAAUGGCUCUUUGUCCUACGAAGCUGCGGCACGCAAAACAUUGGCUCAACCAAUCGCGACUCCCAGAGCGGCACCUUCCCACACUUCUCAAGACCUCUCACCGCACGACACACUUGCUACGAGCACAUCAUCUCCCAAGAGCCCUCGGCUCGGCCGCAACCUGUCCAUCAGUAUGGCCUCCUUCACAGACAAACUGCAGCAUCAAAGACGGGCAAGCGCAACCUACCGCCGCAUGCGAUCACCAAGUGCAGCUGCUGAGCCCGACAUCUCUUCCGCUCCUCUUACCCGCAGCAUAUCGUGGAAAGUCGACUCAAAUGCCCCACUCGUCUCCUCCCCACCGCCUCGGACUGAGAAAGACGAAGCCUUCUCUGCGCUGCUAGCACGUCCUCGCUGCGGUGACCAGCCGGGAGUAGAGGCUAGCAGGCCUGCCGACAAUUCGGCCCUGGGAUCCUCACAUUCCUCGAGCACUCAAGCCUGUUCAACGGAGAGAUCGUUGUCCGAACCGACUUCUAGCCUUGCUCCGCCUGGUCAUACACCGCCAAUACGCAGUUCAACUGCCACCACAAUCAACUCGACUUGCUCUCAUCUACCUACCAAUGAUGCUGGCAAUGAACUGCUCCUGCCUGAAGGCGAGCAGAUGCUCAAAGUCACGCACAAAAAGGUCAAGCCACGCACCUUCAAGCUCGAUCCAGACCGUGGGCAAAUCAUUUGGGAGUCCAAGAAGAACAAUCGUGUCAACCUCGAGUCAAUCCGUGAGGUUCGCUUCGGUCCCUCAGCUGCAUCCUACCGCACCUCGCUCAAUAUCUCAUCCGCGCAUGAGCCUCGCUGGAUCACCAUCAUCUAUCAGAAUCGUGGCAUCUACAAGGCGCUCCAUCUCAUUGCACUUUCGGACGCAUCUCUGUCGCGCUGGCGUACCAGCCUGCUCCACCUUCAGUCUCUCCGCAGAGAAUUGAUUGGAGCUGCAGGCACUUCCUCUAGCCUUGAACAUCGACGUCAUCUCUGGAUGCGUCACCACUGGAAGGAUGCUGACCAGUCCAAUGACGAGAAGCUCUCGAUCGCCGAAGUCAUGCAGCUCUGUCGCAGACUAGGCAUCGAGUCAAACAAGGCCCAUCUUCGACGCUGCUUCAAUCUUGCUGAUUGGCGCAAUCGCGGCUAUCUCGACUUUCAUGACUUUCAGCACUUCGUUUCGCUCUUGAAGCAGCGAGCUGAUGUGCAGGCUAUCUUCGCUGCCUGGGCAGAUCAACCACUGGAUCAUUUGCCGCCCACUUCUAAAGAGCCUGGUGCAGAGACAGCGAUAACACAAGCAGCACCGCAGUUUGAGCGUCAAUUAAGCUCGUUUGGCAGUCCGAGCACUGAUGCAGCAUCUUCGGCAGCUCCUCCCAUCAAGGAAACCGCACUCCGUAUCGGACCUGAGCCGUGCAGAACAUGUGCCAUCUCGAUCGAGAGUUUCCGUCGCUUCGUCCGUGAAGAGCAGUGCAACCGCGAGUUCACCGACGGUCAGAUUGACGAUCUCUUCCGCCGUCAUUGCAACAGUCGCCUUUCGACUUCAAAUCCAAUAGGAGCUUCGGUUGAAAAGGUUCAGAUGGACUAUGAUGGUUUCCUCGACUUUCUCUCCUCGUCCGACAAUCCGCCUCUACUCGAUCAGCUUCCCCUUUUCUCUACGAUGGUCGCUGAUCCUGUCGAUGUGCCUGUCAUGACUAGGCCAGGAACAUCAGCUGCCGCAGAAGGCGCACAAUCUUCCGACUCGCAGCUAGACAAAGGAGGAGCUCAGGCACAGCAGCAGCAGCGCACACCAUCACGCGCCUUUGCUGACACCACAGAGGAGCUGAUUGCUGCCGGUGCAAGCGAUUCGAUGGCCAACACGAGGAAGGUGGCAGCCCAUUUGCGCAAAUCGACCGUUCAGCACGACAUGACUCGUCCUCUAAGCGAGUACUACAUCAGCUCCAGCCAUAACACCUAUCUCGUUGGUGGGCAAUGGAAGGGCGACAGCACUGUCGAAGGCUACAUCCGUGCCCUGCUCCAAGGCGCACGCAGUGUCGAGCUCGACUGCUGGGAUGGCCCAAAUAACGUCCCGCAGAUCACUCAUGGCCGAACUCUCACGAGUCGUGUCCCCUUCCAAGAUGUCAUCAGUGCCAUUGCACGCUACGCCUUUGUCACCUCCCCCUAUCCCCUCAUCCUCAGUCUUGAGGUGCAUGCUGAUCCGCCCCAGCAGGAGGUAAUGGCACGCAUUCUUAGGGAUACGCUGGGCGAGAUGUUGCUGAGCCAGCCUCUUGGCUCGCAAGCAACGCCUGGCGUUGACGACGAGCUUCCGUCGCCUGAAGCGCUUAAAUUCAAAGUGCUUGUCAAGGCCAAGAAUGUCUCGGUGGCCGACGAACAGCGCAAGAUGAACGAUAAGAAGCCGGAAACCGGACAGCAGAGGGAUGGAACAAGCGUAGUUCCAGCCGCGGUGCUUGAGCAUUCAACCUCAGCCACAGAUACCACGACAACAACCGACUCGGAGAUCGAGUCGCGUCUCUCCAGCGCCAAGUCACUCGUCCGACGCGUCACCAGGCGUGGUCAUCGCGGCGAAGCUACGCAAAGUGGUGCGGCGCGAGACCGAAACAACAAGGCGACGGGCGUUCUAGAUGCACAGCGUGAUCUGCAAAGUGCAGCCAGUCGCAGCGGCAAACAAGCCAAGAAGAUGAUGUCGACUGCGCUUGCCUCGCUACUCAUCUACACCAUCGGCGUCAAAUGUCGAGGCUUCAACAAGAAAGAGUCGUACGCCAGGCAACACAUGGUCUCACUGUCCGAAAAGACGGCGCUCAAGAUGAUACGCGACCCCAUUUCAAACGAAGCGCUCAUCAAGCACAAUCGCACACAUCUAACGCGUGUCUACCCAUCGAUGAUGAGCUUUGCGCGUCUUCACGCUAGUCGCAACUUUGUACCGCUGGAUAUGUGGGCCACAGGAUGCCAGCUCGUGGCAUUGAAUUGGCAGACGACCGACUUGGGCUUCGAGCUGAAUCAGGCUAUGUUUAGCCGGAACGGGCGGUGCGGAUAUGUGCUCAAGCCGGCUGCAUUGCGGUUGAAGGAGCAGGGUAAGACGUUGGCCGGGAAGAUCGUGAGGUUCUCGCUGGAUCUGAAGAUUGUGUCCGCGCAGCAGCUGCCAAAGAAGAGUAAAGCGGGUGUGGGCAAGGACAAAGAGAAAAGUGCUAGUCAGGAUAAUAGGGAGCCGAUUGAUCCGUUUGUUGUCGUAGAACUGCUGACGCCAGGUUGCUGGGGUAAGCAGGCCAAGGGGUUGUUGCGGAAGUCAACGAAACGAAGCUCUUCGCUCCCUGUGCAAGUGCAGGAGCAGAAGAUUGAAUUGCCAAACGACCUUAGAACGAGUCUGAUCGCUACCGGCGCGCCAACGGAGUCCGUUGCCUCCGUAAACACCGGCCGUGCGCUGGAUGAUGGCGAGCGUCGACCAUCUGUUGUCACUGUCGACAGUGUUCAGCCUUCAGAGACUAGCACCCUUUUUGUUCCGGAGGCCGAACCAACCACGGCAAAUGCUCCUCUCUCCGACGAACGAACAGCCAGGCAAGACUCGGAGUCGACACUGCCUAAAGUAAACGCUCGUCCGAAGGCAGGUGCUUUGAUGCCGACGCAUCUGCUUCGUACGCCCACAGUCAAAGGCAACGGCUUCAGCCCUGAAUGGCACACGGAAAUGAGCGUGCUGAUCGACGUUCCCGCUAGUGCUAGCCCGGAGCUUAUCGCACUCAUUGCAGCCACCAAGACAGUCUCGUCGCAAGCGGACCUGGAGCGCCUGAGUCGGGGCCUGCUCGAUCUUUGCUUUGUACGAUUCGAGAUUUUCGACGACGAUCUGAAUGGCGAAGGCAGAGGCACAGGGUCGCACAUUACCGAUACAAACGGCGGUCCAGCCUUAACCAAUGUCGCACCUGUGUCCGAGUCUCUUUCUAGAGCUUCAUUGGACUCAACCCUGACAGCUCCUACCACCGCCAAAGACACUGACACAAGCAUUUUGGCGGACAAAGCUACUGAGGAAACGGGAAGAGCCAGUUCAGACAGCGCAUCCUCCGCAAUCUCCUCAGCUUCCUCUCUGGCUUCUUCGAUCGAUGCCGAGAGUGUCGCUGCUUACAGCGUGUCAGUCGGUGCUCUGCAGCAAGGAUAUCGACAUUUGCCGCUUUACGAUCACCAGCUGUCACAAUUUCUUUUCUCGACUCUGUUCGUUCAUUCAAAGUUGCGAUUGGUGGGGGUUAUGGAUGCUGGGUCACAGGCGAUGCCAUCGUAG
Messenger RNA from Ustilago hordei, 4521 nucleotides. RefSeq lists its product as uncharacterized. Gene Ontology annotation, molecular function: calcium ion binding; phosphatidylinositol-4,5-bisphosphate phospholipase C activity. Gene Ontology annotation, biological process: phosphatidylinositol-mediated signaling; lipid metabolic process. The record is from RefSeq and is a predicted model, not a curated record. The coding region runs from base 1 to 4521 and encodes 1506 amino acids. Lineage: Eukaryota; Fungi; Basidiomycota; Ustilaginomycetes; Ustilaginales; Ustilaginaceae. The transcript has a single exon.